CCCUCCUUGGUUUCUCUCUCGCAAUCUAUUACUCCCUCUAUGUUCUAUGCUUCUCUCUCUUUCUCUAUUCCUGCCGGCUGGGUGCUUAAGCUGGGCGGAUGGCAACAAUACAGCUCGGCUAGAGAGCAGCGAGCUUCUCCUGGACAAGCCCCAAGCAGGCAGCCAGCUGCAGCAGCCCCCCAUCCAAAGCCAGUGGCUUCUGUGGACUUGCUGAAAUGCGAAAAAGGCAACAAUCACAAAAUGAUGAACCCUCACCUGUAUCACAAGCGCCUGGUGGAAACCAAAGGCCAAACACAUGCUGCUUUUGCUGGUGCUGUUGUUGCAGCUGCUCAUGGUAUGUCUUGCAGUAUAUUUGGUACCUUAUCCAAUACAGGAAUGAAGAUAGAGGGGAGAAUGCAGGAAGAAUGGCACACACAACGAAGAUGGAGAGCAUCCAGGUUGUAGAAGAAUGCAAAAGCCCUACUGCAGAGGAAGUCAUAUCUUGGUCUCACAAUUUUGAUAAAAUGAUGAACAGUCCCGCUGGAAGAAAUCUCUUCCGGGAUUUUUUACGCACAGAAUACAGUGAAGAAAAUCUUCUCUUCUGGUUGGCAUGUGAAGACUUGAAGAAUGAGCAAAACAAGAAACUGGUUGAAGAAAAGGCUAGGAAUGUAUAUGAAGAUUAUAUCUCUAUACUCUCACCAAAAGAGGUCAGCCUCGAUUCCAGAGUCCGGGAAGUAAUCAACAGGAAUUUGCUGGAUCCAACCCCACACAUGUAUGAAGAUGCUCAACUACAGAUUUACACACUGAUGCACAGAGACUCAUUUCCAAGGUUUUUGAACUCACAAGUAUAUAAGACUUUUCUUGAGAGUACAGAAAGCCCCACUAUUGACUCUUAGCUGAACCAUUUAAAGACACAAAAUGUUCUUCUUUUUAUCAAUAGAACAAAAAA
This is a messenger RNA of Nanorana parkeri, 928 nucleotides long. RefSeq names its product regulator of G-protein signaling 17 (gene RGS17). The record is from RefSeq and is a predicted model, not a curated record. The transcript is spliced from 5 exons. The coding region runs from base 216 to 875 and encodes 219 amino acids. NCBI's taxonomy places the organism in Eukaryota, Metazoa, Chordata, Amphibia, Anura, Dicroglossidae.